AUGAGAAUCCCACUCUUCAAACGCCUGGUCAUCACGGCCUUGAACAUCCUCUUCCCGCCGCUGGCCGUGAUGCUCAUCACGGGGCCGAACGAAGACUUCCUCUUCAACUGCGUCAUGUUCAUCCUGGCCAUCAUCCCCUCACACAUCCACGGCUUCUACAUCUCGCUCACCUACUUCAACCGCAAGAGAAAAGUCCGCAGGGGCAUCUACCCGGGCAAGCCGAGGCAUUUGAUCUGGAGCGACCGGGUCAACAACGGGGGUGCCUCGAGGAGGGAGGUGGAGAGAUUGAGGUACGAGAAGGACCAGGGAAAGCUGAGUCGGCGAGCCAGCCGUAGAGUCACAGGAUCGUCCGGGAGUGAUGGUUCUCGCAGACGAAUCGAGGACUGGGACGAUGGAUACAAGGAAUACGCGAGAAGCAAUGUCCUUGACUGCUAUCUCUCACUCUAUCUGGCGGACGGUGACCUGGGAGGGGCUCUCACGAUUCGGCCAUCCUGGGUUACCGACGAACGGCGUGGUUGUGCAUUCCUGAUAGAACUGGAGUCGGUUGAAGGCGUGAAUGCACUCUACCCUCUCGCGGCUCUCGCGGACAUCCAAGGGCCUUUGCAUUGGGACGACGAUCAAGACCACAGCCUCAACAGGGCUUUGCGUGGCCGAACAGACGUUCCCAUUGUCUAG
Molecule: messenger RNA, 675 nt
Organism: Fonsecaea pedrosoi CBS 271.37
Lineage: Eukaryota; Fungi; Ascomycota; Eurotiomycetes; Chaetothyriales; Herpotrichiellaceae
Exons: 2
Coding region: 1-675 (224 amino acids)
Cellular component (GO): membrane
Source: RefSeq, a predicted model, not a curated record